AUGGGCUAUCAGGCCCAACUGAAAACAGGCUUAAGAGAGGGGCGACAGUGUUUCGGAAACCUUCCCGUUUUGGAGGCUGUAAACGGAGUGAAUAUAACACCUGAUGACGUUGUCGGUGUAAUUGGCCAGAAGCAAUUCUUUAAAGCCAGAACAGCUAUUGCUAAUCAACAAAGAGCUUUUGCAGUUCAAGUAUUCGAGUUGCAUAGAUUGAUAAAGGUUCAGAGAUUAAUUGCUGCAUCUCCACACCUUUUGCUAGAGGACUCCCCGUAUUUUAAUAAACCCACAAAAGCUUCUUCACCUGCAAAUAAACCCCCGUUGGAUUAUACAGCUAAAUCAAUUCCAGAUAUUCCCAAUCGAAAAGGCGAUGAUUCAUAUAAACCAAUCCAAGAAAAAGAAUGCUCUGCAGAAAACACUGUUGAAAAAACAUCUCUCUCCACUCAAACAAAUCCGUGCUUCCAUCAACAACCGCAAGGUCACCAGUGGCUAAUUCCCGUUAUGUCCCCAUCCGAAGGAUUGGUAUAUAAGCCGUACCCGUUCGUCAGCCAACCCUGUGGAGGGGGCUGCGGCCCCCCUGGAUCGAAUCCAACGGUGGGAAAUUUCUCAACUCCACCACCGCCACAAUAUCAUCAUUUACCUUCUUUCCCUCAGUUCCCCCCCCACGGCUACUUCCCUCCUUACUGUGUCCCGAUUAUGGACACGUCAGCAUUCUCGGGCCCGCCCCCCGAACAGACCAUACGAGCCCCAGCUGCUGCAGGCCCAGCUGUACAAAAAAGCGGGCCCGCUUUAUGGGAUGUCGAAAUGCAAGGGAGCACAGCUAGUAGCCCGAGUGGGAGGCGUAAAAGAGGAAGCAACGGUGUUGAAUUUGAAAGAAGGAAUAUGCUUCCGCUUUUCCCCACUACCCCAGCUGCUGUGGAUGCCUUGAAACCAACGCGGGUGAUUAAGGUUGUGCCCCGUAAUGGAUUGUCUGCUUCGGAAUCUGCUGCGAGAAUCUUUCGGACCAUACAAGAAGAAAGAGAACAGUACAAUUCAAUGUAAGGAUUUAUUAUUAUUAUUAUUAUAUUUUCUUCUUUUUGGUGUAUGUUGUUUAUCCAACUUUUCCAGUCCAGUUAUGCACUGUAAUCUGUUGUAGUAAAUGUGAGCUUGUGGUUGCAAGUUUUAAAGAUGUAGAUUACUUGUGAUUUUUGUUUAGCUAAACCGAAUACUCGAGACGUACAUGUACGGGUUCUGGUAUAUCGUAGUCGUUUCAUUCUUUAAUUCAAAUUGCAUUGGAAGAUGGCA
Erythranthe guttata (spotted monkey flower) is the source of this 1278-nucleotide messenger RNA. Lineage: Eukaryota; Viridiplantae; Streptophyta; Magnoliopsida; Lamiales; Phrymaceae. The record is from RefSeq and is a predicted model, not a curated record.